GAUCGAGGGCACUCCCAGUGAACACUUAAAAUCUGCGACGACAACAGAAUCAGGUUGUUCAAGCCCUCUGUCCAGGCGUGUAAAGCUCACCAUUUGAACAGUAGUCCCAGAUACCUAGGAGAUGAGGUUUUUGAAUGUAGAGGCUGUGCUCAACACAGACAAAUGCACCCGACAAGCUGGACACGAAACUGACAAGACGACUGAUUAUGGGGUCAACCCUGAUGUCGAAAUCCUGAAGGGACUCGGCCACCAGUUUACAAGUUAUGCUAUACUGUCGCAUUGUUGGGGAGACGAGAAGGAUGAGGUCAAGUUCGAGGAGAUGAAUGGUCUUGCAGUAAUGGAGACACAUAAGAAGGAUGAUGUCAAGGGGCGCAAUGGCUACAAAAAGAUCAUCAAGAGUUGUGAGCAGGCCAUGAAGGACGGUUACAGGUGGUUAUGGAUCGAUACGUGUUGCAUCGACAAGCGGAGCAGCGCAGAACUCACCGAGGCAAUCAACUCAAUGUAUCGAUGGUACCGCGACUCGCAAAUGUGCUACGUUUAUCUCAACGAUGUCGAUGACUCAGCCCUCCCUACGAAACAAGAUUUCAGCAAGCCUGGCUGGGUAAAUGGUUGGCCAAAGUGGUUUUCGCGAGGCUGGACACUCCAGGAACUCAUCGCUCCCAGGGAAGCGAUAUUCUUCAACAAACGCUGGGAGUCCAUAGGCACGAAAGGGGACCUGACAUUCGUGUUAAAGGGGAUUACGCGGAUUCCGGAUAACGUACUGAGGUAUGAGUGGGUUUUGAGGAGUAUCGGCACUGAUCGUCCACUCAUCGCUCACAUCAUGUCAUGGGCCGCUGACCGGGAGACGACGCGAGUAGAAGAUAGGGCGUAUUCGCUGCUGGGCUUGUUUGACGUGAACAUGCCAAUGCUGUAUGGGGAGGGCUUGAAAGCAUUCCAGCGCCUGCAGCUGGAGAUAAUCCGGGUAUCCAGCGAUCACAGUAUAUUUGCGUGGAAUCCCAAGGGACGGCUUGGAAAGAACAGAAGUGUCCUUGCGGAUGACCCGAGCUGCUUCCGAGAAUGCCAUGACACUGAAACAGAGGAUCUCAGUUGGUUCGCUGAGGAAGCACGGCAAGACAUACGGUGGGAUUGGUGGCGCAGUGUGGACCCCACUCGACUUCUCAGGUUUGAUGUUACCAAUCUGGGCAUCCAACUGUCGUUGCCAGUCUUCCCAAACUACAGUGACUCUUCAUCCAAAUCCAAAUUCACGGAUGAUUCUUCCACUAUACCCGAAGACGACGAAACUGAAGUUAAAUACUACACGGCCAUGUUGCCUUGUCGCGACGGUAAUAGAAACCUGAUUACCAUCGACCUGCAACGUGACGGAUACAAGUGGUGCUCUAGCAGGUCUUUCUGGCCACCACGCAUUCCCAACCGUGCCACACGUCCGGAGUUUAGGUCACUUUAUCUUAAUUGCUUGCAGCACGCCGAGGAAAGUUACCGCAGUUUCAGGUUCCAUGACAAGCGCACCUCGUACUAUGGCUUCAGCCGUUGUGGUGCCUUCCCUCAGAAGAUCACGGACGACACUGUCACAGUCUCCCAAGGAAAAAAUCUCUUCAUCUUAGUCUACGCCAGGGACAAACCCAAAUCUCGCUUCGCCGUUGGCCUUGGAUACUACCUCGGUGAAGUGUGGGCACGCAUUGUCUGCGACGAGUCCUCUGCAUAUCAAGAGGUCUGGUCAUUGGGGGCAGACGAAUUUGCCAAGCAAGUAUAUAAUAUCCUGUGGAAAGCACCUAUCAAGGACCACCCGCUGCUGUAUAUUCGCCAACUCACAGUUCUUAAGAAUGCUCACAUUACUACGAAUGCCCACCUUCCUGGAACCAUUUGGAAUGCAACCAUCGUCCAUACUACUGAAGAUAAGGGCACUGAUAUAGUGGUUGGUAUUGAGCAAUGCCCUGGUUGUUGUAUUGGGCCACGUGAACUUCACAGCGCGUUUCCGUAUGAACUAACGUGGAUUUCAUCAACAAUUGGUUUUCAUGAGUUGGAACUUGAAGGGAAACGCGUAAGGUUUGACGAGUGUUUUCAUCAAAAAAUUACAGUGAGUUGUAACGGAGUUCUUGGGAACUGUGGCAGGCUGACACAAACAGCCGGGCGAUUAUGGUCACUUUUCCCAUGGCAAAUUCGAACGCGAUGGCAACAUACUGCAGGACCUUGGUAUUGAUUCCGCAGACGGGUAUCCAAUGCUGAAAGAUGAGGACAUGGUUG
Pisolithus orientalis is the source of this 2241-nucleotide messenger RNA. Its product is annotated as heterokaryon incompatibility protein-domain-containing protein. The transcript is spliced from 3 exons. Bases 122 to 2197 code for a protein of 691 amino acids. The record is from RefSeq and is a predicted model, not a curated record. NCBI's taxonomy places the organism in Eukaryota, Fungi, Basidiomycota, Agaricomycetes, Boletales, Pisolithaceae.